Molecule: messenger RNA, 1095 nt
Organism: Thamnophis elegans (Western terrestrial garter snake)
Lineage: Eukaryota; Metazoa; Chordata; Lepidosauria; Squamata; Natricidae
Gene: KRT80
Product: keratin 80
Exons: 7
Coding region: 1-1095 (364 amino acids)
Biological process (GO): keratinization; intermediate filament organization
Cellular component (GO): keratin filament
Molecular function (GO): structural constituent of skin epidermis
Source: RefSeq, a predicted model, not a curated record
AUGGGAGAAGCCAGCAAGAAAAGCUUCAGUUCCUCCAGCCUCACAGGACAUGGCUACUAUUAUACAUAUCCAAGAGUGUCUUUCAACCAAGAUCUCUUGGAGCCAAUCCACCUGGAUGUUGACCCAGCUCUCCAGGAGAUAAAGACCAAGGAGAAAGAAGAUAUCAAGAUGCUCAAUAACCAAUUUGCUGCCUUAAUUGGGAAGGUGCAAAGUCUGGAACAACACAACCAAGUUCUGGCCACAAGAUGGAACUUUUUGAAAGAACAAGACAAUUCCCUUUCUGAUUUCGACAUCAAGCUUCUCUAUGACCGGUACAUGAAUAAACUGAAUCUCGAAAUGCGAUCUAUAGAUGCGGAAAAAGAACAGCUGGACUCAGAAAUUGAUGAAGUGCUAGUUUCUAUGGAUUCCUUCCGAAACAAAUACGAAGAAGAAAUAAACAAACGCACUGGGAUGGAAUUCACCUUCACAACACUCAAAAAGGACCUGGACAAUGGCUUUCUCCACAAAACAGAAUUGGAAACAAAACUGAGUGGACUUCAUGCUUGGGUGGAGUUAAUGAGUACCAUCCAUGAGCAGGAGCUUGAGGAAGUCAUGUCCCAGGUCAAAGAUGUUUCAGUUGUGCUGGGGAUUGACAACAACAGAUACAUUCCUGACCCCCAACAAAUUGUGGAGGAUGUGAGAGCUCAGUAUGAAGAUCUGGCUAUGAAAAGCUGGGAAGAAUUGGAGGCGCUUACCCGACUCAAGCUGAAUGAAAGGGAAGUGUUAUGUGCUAAGUAUGGGGACCAUCUCCUUAAUGAUCGGAGGUUGAUUGCUGAAUUAAAUAUACAGAUCCAAAAACUGAGGUCUUGCAUUGUCUCUCUGAAAAGCCAGUGUCUACAUUUAGAAGAUAACAUCAAAGAUGUUGGUCUACAAGGAGAAACGGCCCUCCACGAUGCCAAAGCAAAACUUGCAAAAUUGGAAGAUGCCCUUUAUAAUGCCAGGCAAGACUUGGCUCAGCUGGUUAAGGAGUACCAAGAGCUGAUGAAUACCAAGCUGGCUUUGGACAUUGAGAUUCUCACUUACAGGAAACUAGUAGAAGGAGAAGAAAUCAGGUAA